Marmota flaviventris (yellow-bellied marmot) is the source of this 2370-nucleotide messenger RNA. RefSeq names its product retroelement silencing factor 1 (gene Resf1). Gene Ontology annotation, cellular component: nucleus. The record is from RefSeq and is a predicted model, not a curated record. Gene Ontology annotation, biological process: mRNA processing. Gene Ontology annotation, molecular function: RNA binding; histone methyltransferase binding. Lineage: Eukaryota; Metazoa; Chordata; Mammalia; Rodentia; Sciuridae.
CAGACCAUAUGUACUGACUCUAGGGACCAAAGGGGUGUGCAGAUGCUCCCAAAUUUAGCAUAAAUAAUGGAGCAAAUGAACAGACAUUUGAGCUAGCAGAUACUGAUGCACACAGGCCUGAGAACCUGAUGAGGACCUGGACUGACAUCUCAACUCCUCUCUUCAUCUGCCUUAUCCUCUCCAUCUGUCCUCACUGCUCUCAAACUCUACAGCAGCCUCUUGACUGUGGAGAGAAGGGCCACAUCCCUUUACCACCAUCUCCUCAACCAGUCUUCAACUCCACACAAGGAGAAGCCUCAUUCGGUUCCAGACUUGAUCACUGCAGUCUGAUUUCAGGAAUAAAAAGUACAAAAGAAGAUUGGAUAAAAUGUGUGACUGUGAAGAAAAGGAAGCAGGAAACCAGCCAAGAAACAGGACCCUUUAUAAUGAGCAGCAACUCUACCUCUGCAGCAAACGGAAAUGAUAGCAAGAAGUUCAAAGGUGACAGCAAGAGUGCCAGUGUCCAGUCCCCUGUGAUCCACAUCAACAAGCUGCCCAGUGAAGUCACCAAGGGCAAGGUACUCUCCCCAAACCGAGCACAAGCUGAAGUGGCCCUGCAGGCUGGGAACUCUGUCCAUUCGGCGAACCUGACCUGCGCGAAUCAGGGAUCUGACGAGCUUUUCUCUACGUGUGUCACUGAAGGACCCUUUAUAAUGAGCAGCAACUCUACCUCUGCAGCAAACGGAAAUGAUAGCAAGAAGUUCAAAGGUGACAGCAAGAGUGCUAGUGUCCAGCCCCCUGUGAUCCACAUCAACAAGCUGCCCAGUGAAGUCACCAAGGGCGAGGUACUCUCCCCAAACCGAGCACAAGCUGAAGUGGUCCUGCAGGCUGGGAACUCUGUCCAUUCGGCGAACCUGACCUCGGCCACAGCUGUGGAUGCAGGGAUGACAAUAACUGGGCACAGCCCUGUGCUCAGGAUCAUCAUAGAGAACGUCUUCUUCCCUGUGACCCUGGAUGUACUGCACCAGACUUUCUCCAAGUUCGGCACAGUCCUGAAAAUCAUCAAGUUCAUCAGCAACAACCAAUCCCAGGCAUUACUGCAGUACGCAGAUCCUGUGAGCGCCCAGCAAGCCAAGCUGUCACUGGACAGGCAGAACAUCCUUGAUGGCUACUGCACACUACGCAUCUACUUCUCCAAAAUCACCAACCUCAAGGUCAAGUACAACAACGACAAAAGCCAUGACUACACACGCCCAGACCUUCCCUCUGGGGACAGCCACCCUCCACAGGAACAGACCAUGGCCACAACCUCUCUGUAUGCAGGAGCUGGGUUCCCUCCAACCUUUACAAUUCCUCAAGCCGUGGUUCUUUCUGAUCCUAAUGUGCAUAGAGCCCCAGCCCUGUUGCCCACCCCAAGCCUGGCAGGGCCUGGGAACUCCAUUCUGCUGGUCAGCAACCUCAAUCCCAAAAGAGUCAGAUUCCAAAACCUCUUUAUUCUUUUCGGCCUCUAUGGUGAUGUGCAGCGGAUAAAGAUGUUCUUCAACAAGGAGAACGCGCUUGUGCAGAUGACAGAUGGGAACCAGGCCCUGCUGGCUAUGAAGCACCUGAACGGGUUAAAGCUGCAUACGAAGCCCAUCCACAUCAUGCUGUCCAAGCAUCAGAGCUUAGAUCUGCCCCACGAGGUACAGGAGGGCCAGGGCCUCACCAAGGACUUCAGCAACUCUCCACUGCACCGCUUUAAGAAGCCCGACUCCAGAUCCCUCCAGAACAUCUUCCCGCCCUCCGCCACCCUGUUCCUCUCCAACAUCCCACCUUCCCGAACAGAGGAAAACCUCAAGGUCCUGUUCUCCAGCACUGGGGGCGUGGUCAAGAGGUUCCAGUUCUUCAAAAAGAACCGUAAGCUGGCGCUGAUCCAGAUGGGCUCCGUGGAGGAGGCAGUGCAUGCGCUCAUCAACCUGCAUAAUCUUUACCUGGACAAGAAGCACCAUCUGUGGGUCUCUUUUUCCAAGUUCACGUCUUUGGCUGGGCUCCCUGGAGCCACUUCCAUCAUUCCAAAAAAAAGCCAUAUUAAGAAGAAGCAGCUGAAGUGACCCUAACAGACCAGAGAUUUUAUUGUUCUAAAGAGAGAAGUCAGUUUACUUUUUUAAAAAAUAAACUUAAUCUAGCUCACCUUGCUGACAAAGAAACAUGAGCCAUUACUGGCUCAGGCUGUAGCUCAGUGGUGAAUGACUUGCCUAGCAUAUAUAAGCACCUGUUGUCCCAGCAACACAGGAGACCAAGGCAGGAAGAUCCCAGGUUCCCGGCCACCCUCAAGGACUUGGCAAGACCCUGUCUCAAAAUAAAAAGGGCUGAGAUUAAAUGCACUCCUGCACACACACACACACACACACA